AUGAAUUUGAUGCGCAAAUUACGAGGUGCCUCCGCCUCGGCUUCUUCUGAAGCUGCCGAGGCACCCAGUUCAUCGUCUCACAUGCAGUUGGGUCUCAUGCACCUCAAAAAACUUUUUGCUGAGUAUACACAUCCGCCCCAACCUUUGACUGAAGCUGAAAAAGACGAUAAAUUGUACAAUAUGCUACCACUGUUUUGCAAGGUAUUUGGAACUAGUCCGUCAAGUGAGAUGAAUGAAAAGUUUUGGGACAUAUUGUCUUUCUGCCAGCAAGUUGCUAAGCUUAUGGUAUCGGAGAUAAGAAAAAGAGCAAGUAAUCAAAGUACAGAGGAAGCGAGCUGUGCCAUUGCUAAAUUCCUAGAAAUAGAAAACUCAGAGGAAUCAAGUAAUGGUUGGAUGCUGCUUUCUACUUUAAAUCUCUUGGCAGCCGGUGAUCAGUCAUUAAUUCAGGUCAUGACUACUGCAUCAAUACCUUCAACUUUAGUCAAAUGUUUGUAUUUAUUUUUUGACCUUCCUGAAAUACCUGAAUCGGAAGCAGAUGUUCAAGAUGGAAAUAGUGAGUUUACACCCAGGGAAAGAAGGAUUUUAUUGCAGAAAAUAUUUGUACAGGUACUGGUGAGAUUAUGUAGUCAUCCAUUUCCUUGUGAAGAAUUGGCAAGGAAAGAUGAUUUGAGUUUGUUAUUUUCUGCAAUAACAUCAUGGUGUGCACCAUACAAUAUUAUGUGGCGGAAGUCUGCAGCUGAAAUAUUAAUGACGCUAUCCAGGCAUGGAUUAACACAAUCUGUGGUACAAUAUAUACAUAAUAAAGGGUGUGUAGGACUCUGUAUAGAAAAUAUGCAAAAAAUACCAGAGUUGACUCCCUUAGAGGUAGUAGAAAUGUUUGUGGCAGUUUUUUGCUUCUUGAAAGAUUCAAGUGAUGUCAGUCAAUUACUACUUGAUGAUUUUCGUUCCUGUCAAGGAUAUUUAUUCCUUUCCGAGUUCCUUCUGAAACAUGAAACUCCAGAUGUACCUGAUUAUUUGACAUCAGGGCUGGAGGAGGAGCGAGUAAGCGGCACGGAAGCUCGCGCGGCGCUCCGUAAUCUGGUACUAAUGGUAUCGUCGCUGUGCGCAUGUGGAUUCUCUGAGCUGCGCCCCACACGGGUCCCUACAGAAUUAUUUCAACUGCAGGGAUUCGUGCUCCCGCAGCCCUCCACGCCGGGACAGGCGGUUAGGAAUGUACAGGCUUUUCAGGUUUUACAGUCUGUAUUUAUAAAGUCCAAUUCGCCGGCUCUGUGUUGUACGAUAUUAGAUGCCAUAUCAAGUGUUUACCACGCCGACAAUGCGAAUUAUUUCAUACUUGAGAACCAGAACACACUUAGUCAAUUUUCAGAAGGCAUACACACCAAGAAUGCAGAAAUUCAAGAAAAAUUCUUUGAGCUUUUAGAGUUCAUUGUUUUUCAGCUAAAUUUUGUGCCAUGUAAAGAGUUAAUAUCUCUAUCCCUUUUGUUAAAAGCUAAUAGGUCAAGGAACUGUAGCAUAUUAUGUAUGAAGACACUAUUAAAUAUUUUAAAACACAAUGCUAUAUUCAAAGAAGUCUAUAGAGAAGUUGGCAUGCUUGAGGUAUUUGUGACUUGCCUCUCUCGUUAUGCAGUAUUUCUAAAGGAUAAACAAUUAUUAGAGGAGGAAAAAACCAAAAAAGAAACUAGUGAAAUGGAAACAAAUGAGUUACCUAAAGCACCUGAAAGAAAGAAGAGAUUAUCAUCUAAACAAGAUUCUCUCAUAAAGGAUCCAAACAUUGAGACAGAAGAAGAGGAAUUAGGUUCAUUGGUGAUGGAAUGUUUAACAGCACUAUUAAACAGCAAUUCUAAUAAUUGCAAUGUGUUUCGGGACUGUGGAGGUGCUAAAUGCGUUCAUGGGAUGCUUGUGCAUGAAUCAUGUAGAAACAUGGCAUUAGGUGUGAUUCGAGAGCUGAUAGUGAGUGGAUCAGGCGAGGAGGAUAUGGCAGCACUGCUGUGUGGCAUGCAUGCGGCACCCAACGAUGCCCUACUUCUCAAGCUGCAUGUACUUAGGGCGCUGUUGGCCUGCCUCAGGGACUCGCAUCGCACUAGAACCAUAUUUCGAAAGGUCAGUGGCUUCGUAUAUGUAACAAGUGUACUAGUCUCCCUGGAAGGGAAACUGAAAGGAAAUGAAAUAAUGGACCAUGAUAUGCUACAACUCAUACAUAUUGUGUUCUACACAAUCAGUACUGCAAUGAGGUUCGAGCCAGCCAAUGCGAAAUUUUUUCAUCAUGAGAUAUGUAUGACAACAUUAUGUGAUACAAUUCGGCUGCUGGGUUGCUUUACAGAAGAUACAGAAUUACAGAACGACGUUGAAGUUGGCGACAUUGAACUUUAUGAAGUAUUUCAUGAGAUAUUUACUGGGAAUAUUCUGGAAAUGACAUUCCCUGAGAAAGUUCCGGUGGUAUUUGUUCAUGCUUGCAUAGUCUUGCGACUAUUGUAUGAUGUUGCGUUAGAUUCAUUUGACAAGCCUACAUUUUGUGGAUCUUUAAAUGUUAAGUCGCCCAGUUUAACGAGACAAAGUUCUGCCAUUAAUGAGUCCAAACCUGCUGGUCGUACUGCACCUUUAAACCUGUCGUCAAGUGGAGGCACGUCGGGAGAGGCGUGGGUGGUACAUUCUGGUGUGGUCAUAGUACUUGCUAAGUUGUUACCCGCUCUACCACGUCCCCCAGAACACCAGGCAUACGCAUGGGCGAUACGGGAUUACCUUGCUCAUGUACUGAAGAGUCUUGUAAGGAGCGAACGUAAUCAGCAAGUGAUGUGCGGCGCGGGGCUGGCGGGCGUGGUGCUGCGCGUGUGUGGGGCGGCGCUGCGCGGCGAGCGACAUCCGCUGCACGCGCCCGCCAUGUACAUGCUGGAGCGGCUCGCGGCCCACGCGCUGCGGCCCGCCGAGCUCAGAGAAUUUCUACGAAUGGGAAAUCCAUUGAAUUGUGUGGCACCUGAAUCUGGUCAAGUUUGGAAACCCGGAGGACCAGUGCCUCUCACUAGGAUUAAAACUUUAGUGUCAAUGACUACACCUCGUGAUUACAGAUCUCAAAACUCGUGCACACUUCCACCAUUUGUGGAGUUUGAUAUGUCAGCAGAGGGCUUCGGAUGUCUGUACUUACCUAGCAUCGCGCCACAGUCCGCUAAUUUGAAUGCCCUCGGUACACAAGAUAAUGCUACUCUAGGAGGAAUUGGAUCAGGAGACCGAGUGUUUCCGCCACAAACAGGGCUGACGUACUCCACAUGGAUAUGUGUGGAGAAGUACUCGGAACCGCGCACUGACCCGCACUGCGUGCGGCUGCUGACUCUCGUAAGAAACAUCAACAACAGCCGCGACGAACACCUCGUUUGUCUCGCGCUCGUACUCUCCGCGCGGGACAAGGCCAUCAUUGUCUCCACGCAAGAAACCCUCGUGCCACAUAACGUGGGCGAGUGGGAGCCGGAGGGGUCUGGCGAGUGCGGUGCCCGCGUUUGGUGCCCCGAUCUGCAGCACGAGGGCCAGUGGCACCAUCUAGCGCUCGUCCUCAACCGUGCUGUACUCAAGAAUUCCUCCUUCUCACUCUACCUUGACGGUCAGCACAUGCACUCCGGCAAGCUGCACUACGUGAGCGCGAACCCUGGCGGCGGCGCGGCCACGCUGUCGGGCGCGUCCAGCGUGUACUGCGUGCUGGGCACGCCGCCACAGUGGCGCCGCUACUCGCGCCUCGUCUGGCGGCAGGGGCCCGCCCUACUGUUGGAGGACGUGUUACCAGCGCAAACGGUAUCAAUAAUAUACCAGCUAGGCCCACAUUAUGUGGGCACUUUACAAGCCCCAUUGCCCCCAGGUCCCAAUCAAGAACCCUUGCCUCCACUUGUCGCUGAAGAAAAAGUUGUAUUCGGAAUCAAUGCACGUGCUAUGUCACAAUUAACUCUUGCCAAGAUCCGAAAAGUGUACAGUAAAAAUGAUAAUAAAGCCAUAGCGAAGCAACUCGGCAUGUCUUCACACGAAAACGCAACGCCUAUAAGAAUUUUGCACAAUUCCGCAGGUCAUUUGAUGGGCCCAGCCAGAUGUUUGGGAGGGACUGUAGUGGGUUAUUUAGGUGUUAGAGUGUUCUGUUCCAAGCCUGCUGCUAUUAUGAUUGACACAGUCGGUGGCUGCUCGGUAUUAUUAGGUUUAAUAGCGAUGGCUCAGGAUGUCGAGUGUUUGUAUGCGGGAGUGAAAGCUCUAGUGUGCGUCGUACGGUCAAAUAAAUCCGCGCAGGCGGAGAUGGACCGCCGGAAAGGUUAUCAAACUCUCGCCAUGCUUCUGAGAAGGAAGAAGCAAUUGCUCAAUUCCCACAUACUACAUCUCAUAUUCGGAUUAGUCGGUACUGUUGACAGUCAAAAGGAAACCUCCUCUAUACCUAAUUUAACUGCAUUCCAGGAUUUAAUAUGUGAAUUGGAUGUAUGGCUGGGUGCCCCAGGCGGGUUGAUAAAAUCUCUACUAGAACAUUUAUUAGAACUAGCAACAGAAACAGCGCAUCGAACGCACAACUUACGCACAAUGAGGGAUUUGCAGCUAGUGUCUAAACUACUUUAUAUUAUAAACGAUGUUAAAAUCGUCAGCACAAAAAAUGUGCUCAUUCAGUUGCUAGCAGCAUUGUUGGGAGGACAACCUCGACCCAAUGAUUUAUUGUGCCUUGGCCAAUUUAUGGCGUAUACAUUACCUCUUCCAACGCAAACCGAAAAGGAUACAGUCCUAAAAGAGAGUGACUGUGAGAAAGAGAGCGAGGGUGAACAGAUAAUUUUGCGCAAUAAAUGUUUUAAUGUAUUACACGGCCUGUUGUUUACGGCGCGUAACCUGGUGAAUACGAUAGUGUGUGAAGAAAUAUCACGAGUGCUGGGGAUGGACUGGCUGCUUAUUUUUAUGCAGGAAAAUGUUCAUCCGAGUACAGUUUUAUGGGCUUUAAGAAUACUCGUUAUUUUGUGUUCGGGACAAGGUCAACCAUCAGCUAUAAUGCAGAGAUUUCGCGAGGGUGUCGGCAACGGGGGCUGGUUACGGCAUACGGAAGUGUCGUCUUCACCGCAGCAGGCUGGCGUGAUGGUCACCGCCACGCCGCACUCCAAUUCGCACUUACACACGUCGCUGCUUCACACUUCCGGAUUUGUACUACUUUCCUGGCUGGUGUCGGCGCACGUGCGCAUCCCGGAGUUGUACUACCUGUCGUUCGGGCUGGCGCUGGGGCAGCCGAUGCGCGCGGCGUGCGGCGAGCGCGGUGUGUCGGUGGAGCGCGUGUGGGCGGCCGCGUGGGGCGCCGCGGCUCCGGCGCGGCAGUCGUCGGCGGCGCUGGCGGCGCGCAUCUCUCUCUGCCCCGAGGCCGUGGCCGUGCUGCUGGCCGCCGCGCGCGCCCUCGUGCACGACCCGCAGCCCGACUGGCUCGCUGACCACCCCGUCGCCAUAGUACAGGUGUUAUUCUCACUGUACAACACAUUGCCUGACUUUGUCACCAUCAUGAUGACUUCCGAAGUUCUCACUGCAUUAGCCUCCACAUUGUUCCCACCAAACACCCCUGAUGAUAUCCAGAUGCCCAUUUGCGAGAGCGGCGAAAGUUCUGGUGCAUCAACGCCCGGAUCUGAGAAAGAAAUAAUCAUAAUGGGCAAUUCCGCCGGGUUAACGCAACACCCGGUCAGGCAAGGCGUCAUGGAUUUCCUGAAAGUCAUUGUCCUAGAUUCUUUAUCAAUUAGUGUGUCCGGAAAAGUUUCACCCAGCGCAGCACCAGCCACUGACUCAGUGCCACCAUCAAUGUUUUGUACGCCAUGUAGCCCCUGCUCCACGCCAAGAUCAUUCUUUUAUAGCGUCAUCGAUCUUGUUCUCGACGCAUCGCCAGCGAAUUCGACUAGUCAACAACAGAUUGAAUAUCAGACUGAAGUACUCACCACUUUAAUGGAAAACUUAUUAAAUACAGAAUUGUUUGGUUCCGAAUCUAAUAUAUCAAAUGUAUGCUAUUUAGCUGCGAGGUUAGUUGAUAAACUUUGGCAAGGGCAACUAUCCAGAGAUCCUCACGAGGUUUUCGAUUUUAUUGUGAAAUUAGUUACUCAGGCGAAAAAGAAAUCGUCAGUGAUAUCUCUAGAAGGACUGCACCAUUGUCUUAAUAGAACCAUAUUGUUCUUACUAUCUCGGUCUACAGAUUCUAUAGCUGAUCAAAUGUCAGUACUCGAGGCGUUACAUAAGCUAACCACCAAUAGGUUACUAAUUUUCGGUGCAGGAAAUCACGAACUAGAGUUCAUUGGAUGUCUAACAUAUUGCUUAGUACAGUUGAGCGCGAACAUGAAAAUAGCGCUAGACUCUCAUAUGCGCACAACAUGGCACGUGAAUCCCAGCGGAGACCUCGAGUCCAGGGACGAUAAGCUGACCACUCAUCAAGGUCGCAACCUGAUGGGCGGCGCUGCGCGGCGCGUGUGGGAGGAGCUGUACGCGUGCAAGAAGCCGGCCAUCGAGGAGGUGUUCAAGGUGACGCUGGCGGCGGCGGCCGCGCACGCGCGCGCGCCCGACCUGGCCGCCGUGCGGGAGCAGCUGCUCGACCAGGCGCACAGGCUCUGGCUCAACUACAUCGACGCCGAGCGCAAGGCGGUUUACCGAGUACCGUGGGAACUGCACAAUCAGAUACAGUCUAAAAUACAAAAGGUGACAGGAGGGCUGACUCGCCUAGCGUCCAGAACGAAGGUAAAGAAGGAGGAAUCGGCAAAGCAACGCCCACAUCCACCUCGGGAACAUGCCCUCGCAUACAUGCAGGAUCACGUGCAGCUGGUUAGACAAGCAUGGGCAAACGCACGCGCAGCAGCAGGCGUGACGGGAGCGCACACGUUGCGAGACGUUCGCGCCGAGUGGGCGGCCGCGUGGCGGGAACUUACACGUGAAAGGGCUCUUUGGGGCCCGCCCCGCGCCGCGCCCCUGCACAAGUGGCUGCUCGAUUCCACCGAAGGCCCGUGCCGCAUGCGUAAGAUGCUUCGCCGCAACCACCUCUUCUACCUGCACUACCCGUACCGCCCGCAUCUGCAACAUCCCGACAACAAACAACUCAAGUACAAAGUGGCUCAGAGUUUAGACAGCAAAGAAUAUUACAAGAUGUAUCAACAAUGGCGAACAUCUUCAACUAAUUUGGGGGAGAAUGACUUCAUAGACCCCGCUGAUUUGGAGACAUAUGAAGAGGAAGUUGCGAAUAACAGGGAUUCAUCAUUGGAUGUAGUCAACGAGGACGGCUCACCUUCGGACUUAGUCAGCAGUGGCGUGGUCAGCCGUGGUGUUAAUCAAACAUCUGGAGAAGCAAAUGAAGAUGGUCCUGACAAUGAAGAUGAGGAUGAGCCACCACAACCGCCGCCUGACAACCAAACUCUGUUACGACUACUAGAACAUCAUGAGAAGAUCUCUCACAUGUUCCGCUGUGCAAGAAUACAAGGUCUAGACACUACAGAAGGUUUAUUAUUAUUUGGUCGAGAACAUUGUUAUAUCAUUGAUGGUUUCACUUUACUCAAGAACAGAGAAAUUAGGGAUUUAGAUAGUUGUCCUGACGACUACGAACCUAUACUACCCAGUCAGGGCAUUCAAAGGAGCAAUCAACGGCAAUGCUCGAAAUUUUUAUAUGAGGACAUACGGGAAGUACACAAGAGACGAUAUUUGUUGCAACCGAUUGCACUGGAAGUUUUUUCAAGUGAUGGCAGAAAUUAUUUACUUGCAUUUCCGCGAAAAGUGAGAACGAAGGUGUACAGCCGGUUCACGUCGCUGGCGACGGGCAUGGCGGACAGCGCGGCGGGCUCCGUGGCGGGCCAGAAGCGCGGCGUGGCCGUCGAGCAGCCCGCCGGCCUGCUGGCCACGCUCAUCGGGGACACCUCCGUCACGCAGCGCUGGCUGCGGGGUGAAAUAUCUAACUUCCAAUAUUUGAUGCACCUGAAUACUUUGGCUGGACGAUCCUACAAUGACUUAAUGCAGUAUCCAGUUUUUCCAUGGAUACUAGCCGAUUAUGAUUCAUUAGAUCUGGACCUAACAGACCCGGCCACUUUUCGGGACCUAACUAAACCAAUGGGAGCUCAAAGUACAGACAGAUUGGAACAGUUCAGGAAAAGAUAUAAGGAAUGGGACGACCCACACGGGGAGACGCCGCCUUACCACUACGGUACCCAUUACUCAUCCGCUAUGAUCGUGUGCUCUUAUCUCGUGCGAAUGGAGCCAUUUACGCAGCACUUCCUGCGGUUACAGGGUGGACAUUUCGAUCUAGCUGAUCGAAUGUUUCAUUCCAUAAAAGAAGCGUGGAAUUCAGCAUCGCGACAUAACAUGGCUGAUGUUAAGGAACUCAUACCGGAAUUCUUUUAUUUGCCCGAAUUCUUGGUCAAUUUAAAUAACUUCGAUUUGGGCUGCAAGCAGUCGGGCGUGGCGCUGGGCGACGUGGUGCUGCCGCCGUGGGCGCGCGGCGACCCGCGCGAGUUCAUCCGCCUGCACCGCGCCGCUCUCGAGUCCGACUACGUGUCGCACCGCCUGCAUCACUGGAUCGACCUCGUCUUCGGCUACAAGCAGCAGGGCCAGUCCGCGGUCGAUGCCUGUAAUGUCUUCCAUCAUCUCUUCUACGAGGGCAACGUCGAUAUAUACAACAUUGAUGAUCCACUGAAGAAAACGGCCACUAUCGGAUUCAUAAACAAUUUUGGUCAAAUUCCAAAGCAGUUGUUUAAGAAAGCGCAUCCUAGCAAGAAAAUGUCACAGCGUAGUUCGACCAUUCUGGAUCCUAAUAAUAUCAUACCAUCGCAAGGAAUCACUCCACCAGAGAAGCUAUUUUUCCAUAAUUUGGAAAAUUUAAGGCCUUCUUUACAGCCUGUUAAAGAAGUGAAAGGUCCGGUUGGUCAAAUUCUCUACACGGAUAAAGCAAUACUGGCCGUGGAACAGAACAAGGUGCUAAUGCCUCCGUCGUACAAUAAAUAUGUGGCGUGGGGCUUCGCGGACCACUCCCUCAGGAUUGGUAACUACGACAACGAUAAAGCGGUGUUUGUGUGCGAGACGGUCGCGCAGGCUUGCGGCGAGAUUGUUACCUGCGUGUGUCCGUCUGCUAAGACCAUCGUUACCGCGGGCACUAGUACGGUGGUGACUGUGUGGCAGUACUGGGCGCGGCGGCGGCGGCUGGCGGUGAAGGUGUGCCUGUACGGGCACGAGGAGGCGGUGACGUGCCUGGCGGCCAGCCCCGCCUACAACCUGGUGGUGAGCGGGUCCCGCGACGGGCAGGCCAUCGUGUGGGACGUGGAGCGCGGCGCGUUCGUGCGCCAGCUGCUGCCGCCGCACGCCGCCGCCGGCCCGCCGCGCGUGCCCGUCUCCGCGCUCGCCAUCGACGACCUCACGGGCGACAUCGCGACGUGCAGCGGCAGCAGCGUGUACGCGUGGUCCAUCAACGGCGAGCUGGUGGGCGCGGCCGACACGGGCGGCGGCCGCGAGCGCUCGCACCAGGUGCUGUGCGUGGCCUUCAGCCAGACGCGCGAGUGGGACCCGCUCAACGUCAUCCUCACCGGCUCCAGCGACGGCGUCGUCAGGAUGUGGUCAAUAGAUUAUGUGGCAGAAACGGUGGAAGAUCAAAAUGAGAGUUUAGAAGCUGUUAGUCUAGAUCCUGAACCUACCUCGAUAGAUAUAGACAAAGAUUUAGAUGAACAUAAACUUUCUGUGCAAGAUAGUGAAGACACUAAGUCAGAAUAUGACGCGAAAUCCGAGAGUGAAAUAAAAACCGAAGAUAUGGAGCAAACUGACCGAGAAGCAGCUAUAAAACGGGUAGAAGAACUAGUGAAACAAAUGAGUUUAUCUCAUGAAAAUGAAGGAAAUCUCACUAAAUCAGGAUCGGAAAGUUCUUUAUCUGAUGCAUGUGAGACCACGAGUGCGAAAGAAUCCGCUCGGCGGCACGAGGAGAAGGAUAUUUGUAGUGAUAAUGAAGAUCCACAGUAUUCGGAGGAGAAGGAAGACAAUAUAGACUCGUGCGACGAAGCGAAACAAGAAUAUGAUAACGAGAAAGACUUAGAUAUCGAAAAGGACACUAUAAAUAGGAGUAAACUACAGAAGCAAGGGAAUGUCGUGCUCAGGAGAAAAUCAAAGGGGAAUCCCUUGUAUCGUAAAAGUGGCGGCAGUAUCGGCGAGUCGUCGGAGUCUGGUUCGCUAGAGGGCGCGGCGGUAGUGCAGGUGGGCUGCGGGGUGAGCGGGGCGGGCGGGGGCGCGGGCGAGGGCGGGUUACGCGCCAGCAAGUCGGACACGAGCCUCACGGACUCGUUCGUGCUCGUGUCCGCGCCCGCCUCGCCCGCCGCCACCUCCUCUACUACGCGGCAAGCACGCACCAACGCACAAGGGCAAGCCGAUGCAGGCGUGUGUGCGGAGACGAAGUGGCGUCGUCGGCUGGUGCUGCGCGGCAAGCUGACGAUGCACACGGCGUUCGAGCGGCGCGACAACGCGUGCCCCGCCGCCGUCACCGCGCUCGCGCCCGCGCGCUCCGGCCGCGGGCUCGCCGUCGGCGACGCGCGCGGACGGAUAUUCCGUUGGUCGGUUCCGGACAUGUCGAGUUCUUCUGGAGCGAAGGGUGGUCCAGCGGACCACUGGAUACGUGACGAUACAGCUCCUUACUGCACUCAGUGUCAGGUGCGGUUCACGGCCCUGGAGCGGCGUCACCACUGCCGCGAGUGUGGCGCCGUGUUCUGCGGACGCUGCUCUCGGUACGAGGCGCCCGUGCGCCGCCUGCGCGCGCUGCGGCCCGUGCGCGUGUGCCAGCGCUGCCACGACCACAUCCACGCCGCCAAGCAGUAGCACGCGACGCCCCAAAACUCACACUACUCCACGCUCCGUGCCCGCACACUCCCCUCACUUCGAUCCCCCGUCCAAUUUAAAUGGGGAUCGACAUUACGACGCCCUGAGCCGAGGUUAGAAUCGAGUCGUAUCCGUAAGGCGGAAGUUGACUUCCAG
Achroia grisella is the source of this 10947-nucleotide messenger RNA. RefSeq names its product WD repeat and FYVE domain-containing protein 3 (gene bchs). The coding region runs from base 1 to 10791 and encodes 3596 amino acids. The record is from RefSeq and is a predicted model, not a curated record. The transcript has 55 exons. Lineage: Eukaryota; Metazoa; Arthropoda; Insecta; Lepidoptera; Pyralidae. Gene Ontology annotation, molecular function: protein binding; metal ion binding.